CAAAGUCCGGUUUUGCAAGAGGGACUGAGGGAGGAGGGCCAGAGAGGGGCCAGGGGCUUGAUUCUUGAAUUCUCUCUCUCUCCCACUAUAUAUACGUCAUGAAUGCAUUCCGGGUUUCUUCAAACUCAUUCUAGAUUUCUAGUCUUCUCCAUUCAUUCUCCGAAUUUCGUUACCAGUUUGAAAAUUGAAACCCAGAUACCGAAAUCGAGAGAGCUCCGGUUUUUCUGUGUCAGGCUUGAUUGACCCAUUAAAUAUCAGCUGACCUCUCGAGAGAGAAGAAGAAGUUUGUUAAUUUUAGCGAAGUUUUUGAGAGACCAGGUGGUUGGUCUUGGUUUUAUCGAUUUUUUUGGUUAUUGUUUUAUAGGAGAUACUGUAUUGAUUUUUAGCUCUACAAUAUCAUAAAACCCAAGGAUCCCAACCAGCUUGAAGUGGGAUUUAAUUCUCUCUCCCUGGUAAGUAGGUUGAAGCUUGAAUUAGAGAGCUAGAUUUUCCAUGGGUGAAGCUCAGGAGAUCUUCACAGACGACGUUAAACAACAUUUUGCCGUUGGUCUUGAUUCAGAAGCCAGAGGCUACCAGACAUCUACCAUCGUAGGAGAAAAGAUUUUUGUGAUUGGGGGAACUGCUGAUGUAUCAACUUCUUCGUUUGACGUCCGGGCUUUCGACAAAUCAACCGGGAGAUGGAGUGUUCCAACAGUAUUAGGCACAAAACCCAUUCCAUCCAAGAGUCACUCAGCGGUUCUUCUAAAUAAUGAGAGAAUAUUGAUUCUUAAGAGGGACUCCACCCCAGAAGACUGUGCCUGGUUUCUUGAGGUGGACACCUCAUAUGUUAGAGAGCAGAAAAGGAUCUUGGGCACUGAGGUGGUUGCUUGGAGUAAAGGGGUUAGAAGUGAUGCUCCCAAGCCAAUAGUAAUCAGUGGUCCCUCUGGAGUUGGGAAGGGCACAUUGAUAAACAAGCUGAUGAAGGAUUUCCCAUCCAUGUUUGGGUUCUCUGUGAGCCACACAACCCGAGCUCCAAGGGACAAAGAAAAGGAUGGAGUCCAUUAUCAUUUCACUGAGAGAAGCAUCAUGGAAAAGGACAUACGUGAUGGAAAAUUCCUAGAAUCUGCAUCUGUCCAUGGGAAUCUUUAUGGAACAAGUAUUGAAGCUGUUGAGGUUGUAGCAGAUGCAGGAAAGAGGUGCAUACUCGACAUAGAUGUUCAAGGUGCCAGGUCUGUAAGGGCAAGUUCUCUUGAUGCAAUUUUCAUCUUUAUAUGCCCACCCUCAUUUGAGGAGCUUGAGAAGCGGCUCCGUGCACGGGGAACUGAAACGGAAGAGCAGGUCCAAAAACGACUCAAAAAUGCAAGAGCAGAGCUUGAACAAGGAAGAUCUUCAGGACUUUUUGAUCAUAUCUUGGUAAACGAUGACCUCGAAAGGUGCUACAAGAAUAUUAAGAAAAUAUUGGGCCUAGAUGUGAGCAUGGAGGCCACUCAUCAAUCAUCUCCAAAGACUGUAGGUGUCCCCUUGGGCCAAUCAAUAUCAGAAAUGGAUCAGAAGGUCCUGAUACAAUGCGAAGCAUCUGAACUAGGAAAAGCAUCAAAAAAUUGGUUUGUGCUUGAUGUGUCUUCCCUCAAAGGAGGGGCCCCAGGCCGGACAAGAGGGCUGAACAUGUAUGCCAUCAACCCAUUUGUGGAUGCACAAUAUGGGAUUAAAACAGCUUCAUGAUACUUAGCAAAUUGACCUCUUGAACUAAUUAACACUAACAGUGGAGUGCCAGUUUUGGACUUUAACAUAAAAAUGGGGAAUUGGAGAUAUUGCUCCAUUACCAUAGUCCAAUAAAAUUUAAAAGUUCCAAUAUUAAUAUGCUCUUGUGCUGAUUGAUGAUGAUGAUGAAUGGAUCUGGAUUCCCCACAUUCGUUUUUACCCAUCACUGACAGAGAAUUCAUGCUCUGAGAUUGAGAGUUUUGUUUCGCAAAUACGGUUGGUGAGGCUGAUGGAGCUGCAUACUUAAAUCUUGUAUCAAGUGGGUGUUUUAAUAAUAACAAAAAAAAAAAAAAAUUGAGUUGACCUUAAAGCAAA
Nelumbo nucifera (sacred lotus) is the source of this 2055-nucleotide messenger RNA. Its product is annotated as guanylate kinase 2-like. Gene Ontology annotation, molecular function: GMP kinase activity; protein binding. Lineage: Eukaryota; Viridiplantae; Streptophyta; Magnoliopsida; Proteales; Nelumbonaceae. The record is from RefSeq and is a predicted model, not a curated record. Gene Ontology annotation, cellular component: cytosol. Gene Ontology annotation, biological process: purine nucleotide metabolic process.